AAGCGUCCCUGGAAGGUGGCGCUCGCCGCCGCACAGGCGCACUCCUUCCCCGGCGCAUGCGUCCAGGGGCCGGCCAGCGGUCCCCGUCUCCGGUGACGUGGCGACGCGCAGGCGGAGCCAAGGUCGGUAGCUGGCGGGCAGGCGGGUGGGGGAGGAAGAGCGAGGUGAGCAGGGACGUCAGAGUGGAGAGCGGAAGGUCAGGGAGGCUCAGAGCGGAAGUGAGACUAAGGCGUCUGUCCGCCAUUGUGGACCCGAGGAGCGAAGAGCGAGAGGGGGAAGAGGAACCUGCACGCCGAAAAGAAGGGCCCCUUCCACGGACCCCGGAGCGCGAGGCCCUCUUUCUGGCUUCUGAACGAGCGGCGGCAGCGGCGCCGGCUGGAUCAGUCACUCGGCGGAGGGCGGCAGCCAACUGCUGUGAGUGCACGGGGAGAGGCCCAAGCGGCGGCGGCGGCGGCGGCAGCAGCUCUCGGGUUGCGGUGAAGAAUGUCAGCCACUAGCGUGGAUCAGAGACCUAAAGGGCAAGGAAAUAAAGAUCUGUGGGGAGGUGGCACUUUGCAAGGCUAUUUGAAAUGCUAAGUGUUUUGUGUUACCUGCUUUAAGGUGGGAAAACAUGAUGCACAGAUCUGUUGACUUUCCUAACUUGAUGUAGUCAGGACCAGAGCAAAGAAUCACCUGGCUCCUAAGGCCCAUGUUCUAUCUUGAUUUGACUCUGCUUCAUAGAGCAGAGGAAACAGGCGAAGAAUCAUUUUCAGUACAAAACGGUUCGAUUCAUCAAAAAGAUGCUGUAAAUGAUGAUGAUUUUGAGCCAUACUUAAGUAGCCAGACAAAUCAGAGUAACAGCUAUCCACCAAUGUCAGAUCCAUACAUGCCUAGUUACUAUGCUCCGUCCAUUGGAUUUCCAUAUUCUCUUGGGGAAGCAGCAUGGUCCACGGCUGGAGACCAACCUAUGCCGUAUCUGACAACCUAUGGACAAAUGAGUAAUGGAGAACAUCAUUAUAUACCAGAUGGUGUGUUUAGUCAACCUGGGGCAUUAGGAAAUACCCCUCCAUUUCUUGGUCAACAUGGAUUUAACUUUUUUCCUGGUAAUGCUGAUUUCUCUACAUGGGGGACAAGUGGAUCUCAGGGACAAUCAACACAAAGUUCUGCUUAUAGUAGCAGUUAUGGCUAUCCACCUAGUUCUCUUGGGAGAGCUAUUACAGAUGGACAGGCUGGAUUUGGCAAUGAUACUUUGAGUAAGGUGCCUGGCAUUAGCAGUAUUGAGCAAGGCAUGACCGGACUGAAAAUUGGUGGUGACCUGACAGCUGCAGUGACAAAAACUGUAGGUACAGCCUUGAGCAGCAGUGGUAUGAGUAGCAUUGCAACCAAUAGCGUGCCCCCAGUUAGCAGUGCAGCGCCUAAACCAACCUCCUGGGCUGCCAUUGCCAGAAAGCCUGCCAAACCUCAACCGAAACUUAAACCCAAGGGCAAUGUGGGAAUUGGGGGUUCUGCUGUGCCACCACCUCCUAUAAAACACAACAUGAAUAUUGGAACUUGGGAUGAAAAGGGGUCAGUGGUAAAGGCUCCACCAACCCAACCAGUUCUGCCUCCUCAAACUAUAAUCCAGCAGCCUCAGCCAUUAAUUCAACCACCACCAUUGGUGCAAAGCCAACUGCCUCAACAGCAGCCUCAGCCACCGCAACCACAGCAGCAACAAGGACCUCAGCCCCAGGCCCAGCCUCACCAAGUGCAGCCCCAACAGCAACAGCUGCAGAAUCGCUGGGUAGCUCCUCGGAAUAGGGGAGCUGGAUUCAACCAGAACAAUGGAGUGGGCGGUGAAAACUUUGGUUUAGGUGUUGUUCCUGUCAGUGCUUCACCUUCUAGUGUAGAAGUGCAUCCAGUGCUGGAAAAGCUAAAGGCCAUAAACAAUUAUAAUCCCAAAGACUUUGACUGGAACCUGAAGAAUGGACGUGUGUUUAUAAUUAAAAGCUAUUCUGAGGAUGACAUACACCGUUCAAUUAAGUACUCUAUCUGGUGUAGUACUGAGCAUGGUAAUAAGCGUUUGGAUGCAGCUUACCGUUCCCUGAAUGGGAAAGGCCCACUCUAUUUACUCUUCAGUGUGAAUGGCAGUGGACAUUUUUGUGGAGUGGCUGAAAUGAAGUCUGUUGUGGACUAUAAUGCAUAUGCUGGUGUCUGGUCUCAGGAUAAGUGGAAGGGCAAAUUUGAAGUUAAGUGGAUCUUUGUCAAAGAUGUCCCCAAUAACCAAUUACGGCAUAUUCGCUUAGAAAAUAAUGACAACAAACCAGUUACCAAUUCAAGGGACACUCAAGAGGUACCCCUAGAAAAAGCUAAGCAAGUGCUUAAAAUAAUUGCUACUUUCAAGCAUACCACCUCAAUCUUUGAUGACUUUGCACAUUAUGAAAAGCGUCAAGAAGAGGAGGAAGCCAUGCGUAGGAAGCAAGUCAGAAUGUCCAGCCCCACACUUUACAGGAGGAAAAGCAAGCUCCACCUCAUUCAGGAAAGAAUAUUAAAGAAUUUGUGAAUUUUUUUUAUUGUUAUUUUAGUUGUUAUUUAGCUCUUGUAUUUGUUCUUUUUCCUACUUCUAGAAUAUUCAUUUUGUCUUAGAUUUAUCCUAUAAUUCUCUUAUUUUUUUCUUUGUGAUUUCCAGCUCUCUUUCCUGCUUUGCAAUCAAGGUAAUUCUCAGAGUUAAUAUUUCUGCUCCUUAAAUGAGGCAGUGACCAUUUUCCCCUUUAAUUCAUCUACCUAAACUUUCAAUUUGAAAGUCAGAUUUUUAAGCUAGACAAAAGGUGUUUGUUGCAUUUCGGCCUCAAGUGACUGCCUGCCUGCUUUCUCUCUCUCUCUCUUUUUUCCCCUCCAGGUAUUCACUGGGUCUUUCAGCAGUUCUGUUUUAUUGUACUCUUGUUCCUAGUGCUUAUUCUCAUUUUCUUUUUGGAUGGUGCGGCUUCUUAGAUACACAGUUGCUUUUUCCCUUGUGACCUAUGUAGUCUCAGGUCUGGUUACUGAAAUAUCACUAAUAGUGAUAAACCUACCAGUGAUUACAAGGAAAUAAGUUAUUUACUCGUAAUGUUAAGGGCAAGCUGUCGGCCCCUCUGAGGGCACUGAUGAAAAUUUUGUUUUCCCGCUGUUUCGUAGGUAGGGAAGUCUUAGCUCAUCCAUUAUACUCUGUCAAAAAGGCAUGGGUUGGCAAGUACACUUCCUCCUGGAGCUCAUCUCCAUAGGCCAAUUUCUGCAUCUGGGCCUUAGGAUCACAUAUUGGUCUCCAGUGUCUGCUCAGUUCGAGGUGGGGAAGAAGCCCAAUACCCGAGACUCAAAAGCCCUCAAAUCUCUGAAUCUGUCUGGUCGAGGCCAGCUCUGUUAUUGGAAAAUGAGAGAUGGAGGGAUCCCUCUGCAGAUUGUCUUUUGAAUUGUCAGUCAUUAUUAAAAGUGAAAAUUCUAUGAGUCACUUUGGAAAGUUUGUGUCCUAAAGAGUGUGUGUUUAAAGUGCCUUCUUCUGAACUAUCAAUGAAGACACAGUCCUUUAGGUGUACUGGACCAUGGCUCCUUUUGUAUAAUUCAGGUUUUCUUUCUCCCUGUGUUACUUCCCAGCAACACACCAGUACGUGUAAUUUAUAAUGUCAGCUGUGUAAUAUAUAUUCCAUUUUAGAACAGCACAAGAAGUUAUCACUGAUAGCUCCAUAUUGCUUAGUCUCAUAUUUCUAGUGGUCUGUGAUUGAUAGCAUGCCCAUAGAGAGCUCAUUAUAUUUAAAUACUUAUUUAAUAUUAACAGUGUCAGGCUCAGUUCUAGAUCUUGUUAACAUAAAUGCGGGUUUUGUUGUCUUAAAGCUAAGGUAUUGACCAUAUUCAGGAAGACCUGAGUUUUGAUGGACAUUUACUAUGUUGAGGGCUUCCAAAUUUGUAUACCCACCCCGGACCUUUCCUCCCAUCUCCAGACUCAUAUAUCAAACUGCCUAUUUGACAUCUUCUCACAGCUGUUUAAUAAGCAUCUGAAAUCUAAUAUAACUCCCCUGUUUCUUUGCCUGCCCCAAACCUCUGUCUGUGUACAGGGCACCACUGCCCUUCUAGUUACGGGACUCAUUUUUGAUACUUUUCUCAUUCCGCAUCUAAUCACAGUUGGUACAUCAGUAAGUAAGUAAGUCUUGUUGAUUCUGCUUUCAAAACAUACCCCAAAUCUGAGCUCUUCACUAGCCCUGUAUCUUUCAUCUCCAUUGAAGGGCUGUUAUUAUUGUACUGGAUUAUUACUGUGCUGGCCUUACUGGCCUUCCUGUCCUCACCUUUGCUCCUCUACACUCUGUUACCAGCAAAACAGCCUUUAAGAGAUCCUUUUGUGACAAGUGAGACUAGACUGUUACUUUUUCAUUCUUCUUUUGACAGUGUUAGUAUCAAAGCAUUGCUAACCUCAAAAUACUCAGAACCAUUCCCCCUUUUUCUAGUCUAUGGAAUAGUUGGUGUUAAGUUUAGAAUGAUCAAUUAUAGGAUAAUUAGUUAAAUGUACAUCUUAAAACCAUGUGAGUCUGGGGGCUCUUGGCUGGCUCUUGUUCUCAGGGUCUUGAGUUUGAGCCCCACGUCACGUGUAGAGAUUACAUACAUGCAUGCAUGCAUACAUAUGUGCAUAACAAACAAAAACAUGAGCCUGGUGGGUUUUCCUGGGGGGUAGAUUUUUAAUUGUUGAUUAACGUUCUUUAGUUCUUACAGGUCUUUUCAGGUUUUCUGUUUAUUCUUGAGUUUGGUUUGGUAAAUUGUAUGCAGGUAAAUUGUAUUUUUAGGAAGUUGCUUUAAAAGGUUUUUUUUGCUUAUUGGUGUGAGUAGUAUUUUUAUUUUUUAGUUGUAUCAGUCUCAUGAUAUUAAAUGCAUCUUCUUUUUAAAUCAGUCUUUCCGGAGAUUUUUUCUAUUGUUAGGUUUUUUUUUUUUCUCCCAAACACUAGCUUUCCCCUCCAAACACCAAUUUUUAUUCUCUUUGGUUCUCUUUCUUCUUGUUUUAUGUUCCAUUAUUUUCUGCUGCUAUCUUAUUUCAUUCCUUCUACUUUUGGGGACUUAUUACUCAUUUCCUAACAUAUUGAGUUGGAUGAUGAGCUCAUUAUUUUUCAGACUUUUUUUUUUUAAAGUUUUGCAUAUGUAAAUUCCUAAGUGUUCGGUGGGGCUUAGACUAAGCAUUUUCAUUGUACUGAUGUAAAAUUUUUUGAAUUUCCAUUGUGAUUUUUUGGGAGACUUUUAGAAGUGUGUUUUUAGAAUUUCCAAAUGUGGGUAAGGUGUUCUGUUGCUUAUCUGUUUCGCUUCUAAAACUGAUGUCAGAAAAUGUGAUGUUGCAUGACAUGGACUCUUUGGUAUUUAAUGAGAUUUGCUUUCCAGUCUGCCAUAUAGUCACCUUUUGUGGUUGUUCAGUGUAUACCCUAUAAUUGCCUCAGUUUUCUAUAUUAUGUAUAUUCAGUCUAUAUUUUUACUACUAUUUCUGCUUUACCAAUUAAUGUGUUAAAUUCUCCUGCUAUAAUGAGAAUACUGUCAAAUUUUCUUUAUAAUUCUGACAACUUCUAAUAUAUGUAAAGUUUUUUUAGUUUAAUGUUAUCACAGUUUAUUUUUAAAAUGUCUGUUAUUUAGUAUGCAGUGACCGUUUUAUCUCCCAACAAUGGUUUUUGCCUUCAAAUCAGUUUUAUCUGGUAUUAAUAUAGUUGUUUCAGUCUUUAUUUGGUUUGUGUUGUCUUAUGUCUUUUCAUUACUUUUAACUUUGUGUUCUUACGUUUUAAGUUGUUUUCUUGUAAUCAUGUAUAACUGGAUUUUUGAAACAUCUAAAUUGUUAUGUUUUCAUUGAUGAACAUACAUUUUUUUGUUCCUUGAUAUAAAUGUGUAUUUCUGCUGUCUUAUUUUGUACUUUCUAAUUAAAUCUAGAUCAUUCGAAGCCCCUCCCCACCCCCGACCCAUCUGUUCUAUUGGAUUGAUUUUUUUUAAUUUUCCUCUUUUUCUGUCCACUGAGUUAGAAGUUACGUAUUACAUAUAUAAAUUUAUUAUAAUACAUGUGUAAUUUAUAUAUUUUAAAUUUGAUCCAAAGUGCAUAGUUGAUUACUGUUCAAACUGAAAUAGCAUCUCUAACUUCUAUUUAAAUAAUACAUGAUCCUCAUUGAUACAUCUGAUCAUUUCCCUUGAGUUAAAGUUCUUUGUCUAACAUAUCCUUAAAUAGUGCCAUUUUUUUGGUCUGUACUUUUGGGGCUCUUUGUGGAGUUGAUGAAUUUGUCUAGUUUUUUAUAUCUGGCUAAUUAAAGCAGGCUUCAGAAUUUUUCAUACAAAUCUAUUUGUUUCCCUCAGUUUAGAACUGAAUUUAUGUUUAGGCUGGUUUUUUAAAAGCUUAAGGCCUUUAUAAAAUUAGACUACAGCAUCCUGGUAUUAAAUUCUCAUUUUGUCUUUUUUUUAUAUUGUUGGAUUUUUCUUUUUGUUUAUCCUUUUGAAGUAUGAUUAAUUAGCUAGCUUUGUGUCUGCUUUCAUUUUGUUUAAUUUCAGAGUACUUCCAGUGAUGAUGUGUGUAUAAGAUUAUUUGUAGCUAUCAUGUAGUAGGGCAUUUAUUUUAUUAGCUUUAUAAAAUACUGUUCUUAAGGUCUAGGAGUAAAUUAAAAUUAAAAAAGAAAGGAAUUUAGUAACAAAGAACUUAAAAGUUCUCUUUGGAACAUAAAGUAACAGUUUUCUGAUGCUGUCACAGGAUGGGAAACUAAUUUGACCAUUUGCAAAGUGUAUUCAUAUUUAUUAUAGAACAUGUAUUACUUAUGGAAAAAUAAAAAUGGGAGUAGUGAAAACAGAGAGAGUGAGUCAUAAUUUGUUUAAACACAGGUGGUUUUCAGAGUAUGUUUUCUGGACCAGCAGUGUCUGGAUCACCUGUGAACUUGUUAGAGGUACAAACUUAGAGGGGCGGCUGGGUGGCUCAGUCGGUUAAGCAUCUGUCUUAGGCUAGGGUCAUGGUCCCAGGGUCCUGAGAUUGAGCUCCGCAUCGGGCUCCCUGCGUGGUGGGGAGCCUGUUUCUCCUUCUCCCUCUGCCCUGCUGCUCCCCCUGCUUGUCUGCUCUCUCUGUCAAAUAAAUAAGAUCUUUAAGAAAAAAACAAAAACAAAAAAACCACCAAGGUGGUGCAAACAAACUACAUGAUGCAUUCACUUGAUAGACAUGCAUAAUGCUGGUUGUCCUUUUUUUCACAGAAGUACUGUAGAUAAAUAUUUGGUUAAUAAACAUCGUGAAAACAUCACUCAGUCUUACUUUUGUUCAAGGGAUUUCCACUUUCUUAAAGGAAUUAAUAAAUAAUCAUGUUUCUUGAUACAAAAAAGUUACAAUAAUGAGUGUGGGAAUGUGAUAUAGAGGAAGUUUGUGAUUGAGAGUGUUUUUUAAUUAACAUGAGAAUCUCAGUGUAAGGCGAGUUAAAUGCAGUUUAAUGCAACUCUUCCUUUCCUCCUAACUACCUAGCCGAUAGGUUUCAAAUUGCUACAGAGGCCUAUUAGUCUAUUUGAUACCGCACCAUUAAAAAAACUCAUUAAAAGGCCUAAAAAGACGUUUCGUAUUCUCACCUUAAACAAAAUCUCAUGGGGAGGUAGGGCUGUGGAGAGGGCCAUACUCUCCUGAAGUAGGUCUUUGUAUUUAGAUUGCUUCAUUUUAAAAUGUUUUGUGAUAACCAUCCCUCUGUGGUGUGUACAGGUAGUAGUAAAUCCUUUUUAAUUACUGCAGUUAGUAGUUGAAGAAGUUUUUAUGAAGAUGGUUGGCAUUAUAGUACAAAUAAUUAAAAUUUUUAAAUAAUGGUAGUAUUU
This is a messenger RNA of Ailuropoda melanoleuca (giant panda), 7767 nucleotides long. It is a transcript of the gene YTHDF3, whose product is annotated as YTH N6-methyladenosine RNA binding protein F3. Gene Ontology annotation, biological process: mRNA destabilization. Gene Ontology annotation, cellular component: cytoplasm. The coding region runs from base 689 to 2518 and encodes 609 amino acids. The transcript is spliced from 7 exons. NCBI's taxonomy places the organism in Eukaryota, Metazoa, Chordata, Mammalia, Carnivora, Ursidae. The record is from RefSeq and is a predicted model, not a curated record. Gene Ontology annotation, molecular function: N6-methyladenosine-containing RNA reader activity; mRNA binding.